Molecule: messenger RNA, 11952 nt
Organism: Paramuricea clavata
Lineage: Eukaryota; Metazoa; Cnidaria; Anthozoa; Malacalcyonacea; Plexauridae
Source: the annotation of a GenBank genome assembly
AUGUGAUCGCGCUGGCUCGCACGUUCCUUUUAUCACGCGUUCAAAGAUUGAGAAAGAGUACUAAAACACGUGCUGGAGUAAAAAAUUGCCUUUUUUAACGUUUCUAAAUAAAAUGGGCAAGGAUAAAACUAGUAAGAAGGUAGGUCUAUCACUGUGUUAACCCGAUUUCUAUAUAGAAUGCGAAAAUAGCGUUUUGAUGGGAAAAAAUGGUCGGUGUUUAUGGUCGGACCUGAGACCUUGUGUACUUGAUCUUUUAUAAACAAUCUUCCUUUUUGUUCGAUACGUAAACUAGGGUAUUUAUUCGUCGAUUUCUGCUGAAUGUAAAACUUGGACAUAUUUGUAUUGACAAGGAUUCUCGAAGUGAAUAAAUGCUAAGAAAAUUUCAAAUUUAUAGGAAAAUGUUAGGCGCCCUUGAUCAUGGUCUGAUCUCCUGAUAGCUUUGGAAUACUAUGAGUUUGCCACCAGCUUUUCCACGUUGAGAAGUAGCGUGUAGGCAUUUGUUGAAGGUUUAUGCGUAUUCUAGUGUAUUAAAUAAUUGUCUAGUUUUUGACUGUUGAACUGUCUCCUGUUUUACAAUAUUUUAAUCGAAGUGACUAGAUGGGGGAAUCUGAGAAUCAGUAAACGGUAAAAAUUUUCGUAUUUUAACGGUAUAAACAAUAAGUAAGAUUGGGUCAUUCCAGAAAACAUCCAUACCACCCCCACAGAGGAAAUAGGAAGUUAACCCCCCUUCGGAUGUCCUAAUACAUUUAUUAUUAUCAGAAACAAUUUUUUCUCCCCUCCCCAGAAAUUUCCUCCGUGGGGGGAGUAUGGAUCUUUUCUGGAACGACCCAUUUUGGUAUUUUAACGGUAAAUCUUUGAAAAGUGUUCUGAAACGAUAAACAGUAUUUUUUACUCGUGCUUCGCGCUAAAUUUUUAGUGUUUUCAUGACUAACGGUAACCGAAAUUGAGUGAAUCACGACUCACCGUAUACCCCAUCAACACCCUCCUAUACAGCCAGCUAUUUAGUAAACUGCCAGCUCAGAGCUUGAAAUAACAGCUGGUCAAAGAUUGGCAAGAAAUUUAUUAUGAUCGGUGGAAAAGCAGGGUUUCCAACCUCAAAAAGCAAACUGCCGAUCACCAUGAUCAGGAACUUUUGGAACUUUUCUAGCCCUGCGGCUAUAUAGUGACUAUAGUUAUUAGUUAAAGUUGAAUUUUUAAGUUGAAAGAUAAACCAAUCCCAAAACUUCUCUAAAGCCUGGUUCACAUAUGCCUGCGGUAUGCCUGCGCUAUCAUUGUUUACAGCUGUUGAUUCAUACAUUCUUUUGUCAUUAAUAGCAGUUCAACCAAAUAGUUCACAGUAGCCCGCCGACAUACCACAGGUAUAUGUGAAGCAGGCUAAACCCUAUUGCCAAGACCCUAACCUUUUGAGAGUUACAAAAGGUAGAAGAAAAAUGUAAAAAAUUUAAAGAAAAAUAAUGCUAAGUCAGACAAAACACACUCUGUGCUAAGUCACACAAAACACACAUGCAGCGCCUUUACUGCAUACGCUAACGGCAACUACUAAAAAAAUAAAAGUUUUUAUAUUACUACAAAAUAAAUACGAAGUGACUGCCGGCUGUCUAGUGACUUUGAUUUUAAUUUGUAACAAUGCUCUCAUUGUUACAAAUUAAAAUCAGAGUCACUAGAUACAGGGUUCGAGAUUGGAAUUUUUUACUAGUACAUCCAUUAUGGAUACCGGCAUUUCAAACUUGGUAUCGAAAUUCAAAAAUCGAUAUCCAAAUAUAAGAAUAUGGUAGAAUCAUGAUAUCGAAUGUUGAAAACUUCGAAACACAUAUAUACACACAAGCCAUUAGGUAUUCUUUACUUUUAGUUCACUACAGGGUACAGAGAACAUUGAUAUAGUAGGUUACAAUGUACAAUAGAUAUGCAUUAUUUGUAAGUAUAUCCCUAACCUUAAGUCCUUAACCACAUAUAUAAACAUAUUAUUAUAAAUUUCCUCUGUUCUAGUGUUCUUCACCAAACAAUUUUGCUGUAAUAACUAAAAUAGCUUAAUAUGAAAUCCUCCAAAGUCUGAUUGUAAAUUUAUUGUCACUUUAAAUUUGGUAUUCGAACAUGUGCUUCGAGAUCAAAACAGAGAAGAAUGCGGAAGUGGAAAUGUAGCCUGACAAUGAAAACACCCGCCAAUUUCAGGUGAAUUUGCGGGUGUUUCAGGCUCUCAGUAAUAUAUAUUUUAGUGUUCACUGCUCAAAGUUUAUGAGCGUUUCAAACAUUAUCUGUAAAAUUAUGUAUAUAUUUAUGAUUCCAUUUGAUAAAGUUUAUAAGUAAUGUUCAACAAUUGAUAUUUGGGCAAGAAUUUCCUGGUAUCCAGUUACCAAGGUUUUAACAUCUGGUUUUAACAUAUCGUCAAGGAUACUAGGGUACCGCCAAUCUCGAACCCUUCUAGAUAGCCGGCAGUCACUUUGUAUUUAUUUUGCAGUAAUAUAAAAACUUUUAUUUGCAGUAGUUGCCGUUAGCGUAUACAGUAAAAGCACUGCGUGUGUGCUUUGUCUGACUUCGCACGGAGUGUGUUUUGUCUGACUUCGCUUUUUUUUUUUCUAUUUUUUUAUGGAAACUUAUUUGGAUGGGUCAGUAUAUACUUAUGGUAACCAGUAUCCAGAAGUUGGAUACUGAAUUCUCAGGGGACAGGGGGAAUACUAAAACUUUGGUUGAAGUUGGAAUGAAUGAAUUUUUAAAAUUUAAAAAAUUUUAAAAAUUCAUUUGCUCUAACCUGUAAAUAAUUUGUGGGAGUUUUUUUUUGUGUUGUAAUCUUGUAAAAGCUGUAAAAAGCGAACAACUUGCCAUUUUCUCAUUCGCAAAAUGUCGGAAAUUCAGUUUCAGCCGCCAUUUUGUUUUUCUCUACUAGCAGGAUAUGAGCUAAAUAUAUCCUGCUAGUAGAGAACCAAUCAGGUUGCAGAAUACCUCAUAUCCAGACCUUGUGUAUAUAAUAAAUAUUCAUAUUCUCCAUUUGUAACAUAGCAUGGAUAAUCUCAGUUUUCAUACCACCUACUUCAGUUUAGCAUCCUUUAGAAUCAUUUGUAUACACCUGUUGAAGGCUAAAGCCGGUUUUCCACUUCAACCUUAGACCGUGUCAACUACAGAUUUUCUUUACCAGCUUAUUUUUGUUGUAACACUAUAGCAAGAUGAUAGAACAGUUUAAACAGAAUGUGUAGAGCUAUCCAGUAUAAGUAAAGUUAUUUUGGCUCAAGCCUGAAAAUAAGCAGCCGGACACUGUCCGACACCAAAAGGGCAAAUGUCUGGCAAAAUGCUUUUCUCAGCUCUCAGCAGACAGUAUGUCUGGUACAGUAAUACUGCUAUAAUUAUAUUGUUGAAAAGCGAAAGAUACAUACUGUGAAUAUAUAAGCAAAGCUAGCUAUACAGUGCACACUGAAGUAUAAAUUAGUUUUUUGAAGAGCUGGUCAUGAAAAUUUUGCUUGAAAACUUUUGUGCUUGCUUCCAGGCCACAUCAGAUCUGCCAACUCUCCCGACAUAGGCUUGUUUUGGCUUGGUUUAAUAUUUACAAAAUAUAUUUAGAAGUGCAAAAGUGGUUCAGAAGGUGAUGUUGAGCUCAAGAAAAGAAAGAAUACCAUGGAUGAUGAUGUCAUUGUUGCAAAGAAACAGAAAAAAAUAGAGAAUGGUGCCGCAGUCGAAGGAAAGAAAAAAGAGAAAGUGAAAAAGGACAAGAAAAAGACAAAGAAGGAAAAGGUAGGUUAACUAUGUGACAUUGGAAUACAGAGUUCUAUGCUGAUGCAUAACUUUUCUUUAAUAACAAAGGGUGUGCAGGUGGGACACCCAAUAACACCCGAUUUCUAUUGGCCCUCCAGCAGUGUGUGAGAAAACAUUUUCCGCUUCUUUCGUACCUCAGCCAGCGGAAAAUAGCACAUCCAUACCUAGAAGUUUGUAGAAGUUUUAAAUAUUUAUAUCCCCAUACUUGUACUUUAAAAGGAAACUGUUGCUGUAAAUGGCAAGGAGAAGAAAAACAAGAAAGAAAAGGAAUUGCCAAUGGAGGUCGAUCAAGACUCCGCUGACUCUUCAGAAGAUGAAAAACCUAAAAAACAGAAUACUGUGAAUAAGCCAGAUGCAUUGAAAUUGAUGAGCGUGCAAGACAAGUCUUCCUCUAGUGAUUCCGACUCGGAAGAAGAAACACAGGCGAAACCGAAACAAACAGCACAAACCAAGACUCAAACGAAAACCCCUCCCCAGAAGGCAAAAGAAUCGUCAAGCGACAGUAGUGAUUCAUCUGAAGAUGAAAAGAAAGCAAGCAAGGUUCCAACUCCUAAAGAUUCGGGGAAAGUAAAGAAACCAGGGAAAGCAGCAACCCCUGGCAAUGAUGGAAAAAAGACUGCCACACCAAAAGCGGAGAAGCAACCGACAAAAAAAGAAUCGUCUAGUGACGGUGAGUCUUCGUCAGAUGAUGAUGAUGAGAAAGCACCACCUAAACAGCAAUCAAAAACCACCCCAAAAGCAGCUCAAGCCAAAACCACUCCAAAAGCAGCUCAAGCCAAAACCACUCCAAAACAGCAAAAGCAAGCGAAAAAAGAAUCAUCAAGUGAGGACAGCGACUCAUCUGAUGAGGAAGCUCCUGCCGCAAAGAAACCAACCAAGGCAGUUGCAGCAACCAAGGCCCUGACACCUGCGGCUAAAAAGGAAGUGAAGAAGGAUGACUCUUCCAGUGAUGAUUCAUCUGAUGAAGAGGAGCAGAAGACUGCAAAGGAGCCUGCAGGAAAGAAGGAAAAAGCGAAGGCCAAAGCACCCGCAGCAACCAAAGCACCGGCAGCAAAAGGUAAGGAAUCCUCCAGUGACGAUUCAUCUGAUGAAGAGGAACAGAAGACUGUAAAGGAGCCUGCAGGAAAGAAGGAAAAGGCCAAGGCACCCACUGCAAAAGGUAAGUUGAAUUUAAUACAUAUUGCUUAAAGGGAAAUGACAAUAUAAAUUUUUAGUUUCUCAUUUGAAAGAACUUUUGAAACUAUGAAUCAACUUCUUUUACCAAUGUUUCGUAUCUUGCUUAGUUCUUGAAAUAUUUUAACUUGAAGUAAUGAGAUGUCUGCCAUCUUGGAUAAAUUUUUGAUCUCAUUAAUGGUAGCUUUGGUGACGUCAUAACGGGAUUAACCAUUUAAAAGUAUUUGUUGCUAACCAAAUAUUGAUUGGUAGAUGUUUUGAGUGAUCUUUAUAUUUCGAAGGGCAAACAGAGUAUAGUUUUGAGUGCAAAAUAAUUAGUGUUUGUCUAGAUAAAAAAUGUUGCAUGACCCCUGUUGUGACGUGAUAUGCAUAUCUACAAAAAUUGAAGAUGGCGGACAUUUCAUUCCUUUCAAUCAAAAUAUUUGUAGAAGUAAACAAGAUAUGAAAAAAACGGUAAAAGAGUAUUAUAUACCCAAUAUAUACCUUACUAUGGCAGCAUCUUAGUAUAAAUACAACUCUACAGCUCAGUUGGUCAGAGCACUUUAGUAAUGGUACCGGCAAAAAGUAAGUACGCAGAUAGCAAGAUUUCCGCGUACCUACGUGCAUGGUACGUGGCUAAAAAAAUAAGUACCAGACCGUAAUAAUGGCGUACCUCCAGUAUAUAAGUCUGGGUUCGUACGGAACUUGAAAGUCCUUGAAUGUCCUUAAAUGUUUCUUGCGUUAGUUCUUGGAUAUUUUCUGAAAUUGUUUGACAUUCAAAACGAACAUUUUGUUGAAUUGAUUUUGCAUGUUCAUACCUGACAAAGCUGUUUGAAACUCAUUAAAGUUGCGUUUUGAACAAUUCAACGUCAGAUUUUACUGAUUUCUAACCCCUUUUCGUCAGUAUUCAGUCCUUGAAUUUGCUGAUACAUGUCUUUGAAUGUAACUCUUCCUCACAUGUACGAACCAGGGUGAUAAGUACGCGAAUUAUCGCACCGUGAACUUUUAUAAUAUAAAGAUGAAAAUAUUCGGAGUCUCCAUUAAUUUAUACUGUAUAAUUAUAUUUUAUAAAAAUACUUAGUGUUUAUGAUGAUGAUACGUUUCUCCAAUGUUUUAUUGCUUGAACCUGUUUCUCUUCCAUUCCCGUAGAAAAAGCGAAGGAGGAAUCGUCGAGCGACGAUAGUUCAGAUUCUGAAGACGAAGAAAGCAAAGUGCCGAUGAAAGCUGGGAAAACAACAACACCAACGGCCAAAGCGAAACAAGACAGCUCUGAUGAAGACGAUUCUGACGAGGACUCCAGUUCGGAUGAGGAAGAAAAUCAAGAUGGCAGUGAUUCAGACAAAUCUUCAGAAGAUGAAGAAACUAAAAAGAAGCAGAAAGAGAAAGCAAAGAAAAGGAAGACGGCUGAUGAUGAUAACAAUAACAGCUCAGCGAAGAAAGCCAAAACUGAUGACGAAUCUGGAGGUGUGAUUUUAACUUUUCUAGUCAUUAAAUACAUGUUUCUUUUGCUUUUAAAUUAAUAGUGUGUUAAAAGUACUGUUUAGUUUGCUUACCUUAAAAGUUUUGUUUCAGAAAAACACACAGUGUUUGUUGGAAAUAUUGCUUUUGAUGCAACUGAAGACGAGUUGAAGAAUGUUUUUGAAGAAAACGGUCUCACUCCAACUGGUGCGAGGAUAUUAACACGACCCGAUGGCAAUUCAAAGGGGUGAGUGUUAUGUAAUGGCGUAUUUCUUUUAAGAGCGAAAUAUUCUAGAAUAUAUAAUCUAAGAGCGAAAUAAGGACCUUACGAUUUGUAGAGAGUUCCUACAAUAAAUAAUUGCGCUUAGGGUAAUAAGUACAGGAGUACAAAAGUAGAUUACUGAUUAAUUCCAUGGACAAUACUUCCCUAUUUUCGCCCAUAAUAUAGACAAUGGUUUUAGAAUGUGCUUAAUUGACACAAGAAGCAUAAAAUAUCUGUGGCACAGAGUUCAGUGAGCAAUUUACGGCAGAGAGGAGGUCCCUGUUUCAUAAUUUCUUAACAGACAAAAAAGACAAAGGGAACAUUUUUCAGUUUCAUGGUUCUAUAAAAGAAGUUCCAGCACUAUCCGGCAAAAUGUACCGAUAUCCAGAUCUAGCACAUCCCUGUGUGAUUUACUCCUGUUGUUGUGUUUUUACUUACUUGGUAAUCAAUCUUGUUUAAUCCUUGUUGACUUUUAAGUCAAACAAGAACUUAAAAGUUCUUUGUAUGUUUGCAUGGCGAUAAAAUAGAAUAGUUUUGUUUGUGGAAACACCACGUAAAUUUAUUACUGCAAAGCUUUCGAUCCGUAAGCCCGGAUCUUCAUCAGUGCUAAUAAUUAGCCUGCGAACAGGCUCUCAAGUUGGAUUGAGAGCCUGCAUCGAUGACUAAUGAAUUUGAAUAUCUGCCCCGUAACGUUCGUUUUUCCAAAUAUGGAAUGUCUAUCCUUAUAUGGUGUUGUUUACAACUUUCGUGCAAACUAAAUUUAGACCGUGCAAACUAAAUUUAGACCGUGCAAACUAAAUUUAGACCGUACAGUUUAUACUGUUUUUCGAAAUAUAAGAUAUUCAAGCAAAAGUUUAAAUGUUUUAAAUGUUGUUUUCUCAAAACAGAACAUUUAUUUCGUGCUUUGAGAUAAGAUGGCCAAGACCAAUUUGAUCAGUUAAUGUGUUUUUUUAUGCAUAGUGCUUCAGCAGUUGACAUAUAUAGAGCUCAACGGAAACAUAUAAAUUAUAGCAUCUGACCAAUGAGAAUUUCGCGUCACGAUUUGAGACGCAGAUAUUCAAAUUCAUUAGUCAUCGAUGGAGGCUCUCAAUUCAGCUUGAGAGCCUGUUCGCAGGCUAUGCUAAUAAUAUGUUGUUGACUUGUUGUAUACUUUAGCUUUGGUUAUGUGGACUUCGCCUCGCAGGAAGACCACGACAAAGCCCUCAAACUCUCGGGCACGGAAUUCUACGGCCGAGAAUUGAAUAUCAAUAUUGCAAACAAACCGAGUGGAGGUGGAACUCGCGGUGGUGAUAGAGGUAGAGGCAGGGGUGGUGGUCGCGGGGGUGGGCAGCGCACACCUAAUAGGGAACAAAACCCACCGUCAAACACGCUGUUUGUGAAGAAUUUGUCGUUCGGCACCAACGAGGAUACAUUGUACGAGCAUUUUGAUGGUGCUUCCAAGAUCAGGAUUAUGACAGAUCGAGAGAGUGGUGAAUCUCGCGGGUAAGUUGGGCUAUUUCUUCCCAGUGAGCUCCAGGGCUGCAAAUUACUGUCGGACAUGGGACAAUGUCCGACUAAAUUUGGCAAAUGUCCGAGUAAAAGUAAUUUUGAUCGGACAUUGGUCCGAUCACAAAAAAAAAUUGUCACAUUAUACAUUUUUUUGCUGUGACAAAAUCCGAUUGCAAAUUCACUCAAUUUGCAUUUUGCAAUAAAAUGUACGAGGCAUUCUAGCAUUUUACUUAACGUUGCGCCGGAAUGGCUAUACAUACUUGUCUCGUGACUUAUAUAUAUCUUGUGACGUAUAUAUGUCCGACCAAAUUUAGUGGUGUUGGUUUUGUCCGACCAAAUUCAAGUUAUGUCCGACCAAAAUUAAAAGUGAUCGGACAACUGUCCUGUCAAGUCAAAUAUUUAUUUGCAGCCCUGAGCUCCAUACAUACUGGAGCGAGAACUCUGGUGGAAAAAAGUAAAACCAAGAUGGCGGACAUCGACAAUCCCUUUUCUAUUGUUUUUGUCUGCGUGGUUGACACGAAGCUGCGAGGAGUGCGCGGAAAUUUCCGUGUUUUGACUUCGGUUUAAAGCAUAACUAUGUGAUAGUUUUAUGAACUGAUAACUUGAUUAGCUAUACGAUUCGUUAGAAAGAACUAGAAUUACAUGUAGCUAGGGGAAAUGAUAUGAAACUGUUUGCGACAUUCAUAGCUUUUGGACGUCAAUUUUCGCCCGAAUGAUUGAAAUUCUUAAACCAUAUAGAGCUCACUGUUGUUUCCUUGCGCAACUUUUUCUAUGUAUCACGUACUGAAGAUUUAGUAAAGCUAUAGACCCAUAUAUAGCGUCGGUGAUGAUGCAUCUAGAGGACAAAUAUGUAUCCAUAAUAUAACUUUUGUAAACAAAGCAAAUUUUGUAAAACUUAAAAAUAAUUUUGUAUUACAAUGGUUAGUUUUUGCGCUGUAUGUGGUUGUUGUACCCGAACAGAUGUUAUUAGGGAGCAUCUGGAGGACUCUUUAAGGAUUUGUGACCUCAUUGCAAUGGGUCUAUAGUGACAGCUAUUGACUGUAAAGUAGUACCGAUGUAUAAAACAGAAACACACAUUGCUUUUCCUGAUAAAUUCCUGUUUACUUUAGUUUUGGCUACAUUGAAUAUGACGAGACAGAUACGGCGAAGGAUGCGAAGAAGAAACUGGAUGGAAAAGAAGUAGAUGGUCGAAGAUUGUUCCUUGAUUUCGCCAAACCACGUGACUCACCUGGUGGUGGCGGCGGCGGCUUUGGGGGACGUGGCAGAGGUGGACGAGGAGGUAAGGGGUGAACGCAGGGAUGGAUUUACUGGGGGGUGCGGGGGUGCACACACCCCCCCCCUAGCCCUGGCCAGGAGGGGUGCAGGGGGGUGCUAUUUUUCAUGAUAAAGCAAAAAAUUAUCAGAGACAAAAUGAGAUUCAGUAAUUUGAGUAAUAACAUGAUGAUAAGCGAACUGUGAACAACAAUUACAAUUCAAAUACUGUAGCUAUGCGCAUUUGAUCAUAUACUAUAACAUGUUAAUUUGCGCAAUAUAAAUAUUAAAUAUUAUUAAAUAUUGCUAGACUUCGCAGUGGUUAAGCAAGUUGAUGGAUGUGUAAAGUCACUGGAAAGCAAUUGCAACGUACUCGUCCUGAAAAAAAUUUUCCCUAAAAAGUUGUCGAUGGGGGAGGUUGUGGCUUUCCGAAAUUUUUUUUGGCGGAGCACCCCCCCCCCCCUUCCCUACCAGACCAUGCUGGAUCCAUCCCUGGGUGAACGUCUAUUUCUGGCAUUAAAAGUUGCCUCGAUAUUUUUACUCGAGAGACCGUAAGCGCGUGUAUGUGUAUCAGAGGUGUCUGACGGGCAAGUAAACGUUUUAUCUUGCUUGUCCGAUUGGGUAAGUUGCUUUGCCACAAGAAGCUGGGCAUCUUUGUAAGUUUAUGUUUUCAUUGUCGGAUAUAAAUUUUUAUAGUGCAUGUACUUGAUUCAAAUUUUGUUUUUUUGUGGGCCAAAGCUAGAUCUGAUGCAGUAUAACAUGGCCAUAUAGAGCAGUGGGAGAACGGGUCGACAUGUUGUCCCCUUAAUUUAUACCCCCUACCUAGGUACCCCAGUGGCCAUUGUCUGAUGGCAAGUGAAUUUUAUUCAGGGCAACUAAUUUCCAUGUCCAACUAAAGUAAAGUUACACCACUGUAUAUAUGUGUGUUUAGUACUUGUUUGGAAUUUGUUAAACUUAACUAAAAGGGCGAAAUUGUGUUUGGUUUUGAUUAUUAGGUGGUCGUGGUUUCCGUGGAGGUCGAGGUGGAGGUGGUUUUCGUGGUGGAUUCAAUAAAUCACCCGGGGCAGCCAAGAACAAAGGAUCCAUCCAGGAAUACCAAGGAAAGAAAACCACAUUUGACGAUGAAUAACAUGGUCAUGUCACUGUAUUUUAUCACGUAUACCAAGCACAAUGAUAUGAAGUUAUUGUGUAUUUUAGAACGCAUGGUUUGGUGAUAAGCGACAUUAUAUUGCCAAAUCAAGGCUCAUUUGCAUACGACCUAAAACUAGUUGAAGCGGUGUCGCACGGGACGAUCUUUAGUAAUGACACACAUUGCAACAUUGAUUUUAGUACUUGUUAUAUUUUAAACAACGAAACGUUCAGAGUAUACUGUGGUAAACCAAGCCUAAAUUUUAGCAGUGGGGUUUCAUUAUCAUUCAGCAAUGUGGAUUAUCUCUAAAAAUUGUCCCGUGUACCAUUAAUAGACCUUUCUCAUAAUGGCGUUAAACGCGGAAAAACACUAAAUACGAUGUCCCAAGGGACAAUUUUAGCGGCAAUUCGCAAUGCAAAUGAUGUUUUAAUGAAAUUUGUUGGCUCGCCAACGACUUGCAUUGUCCUAUGCUUUUCCGCGUUUGACAUCACUAUAACAAAGUUCUAUUGCUGUGACGCGCGCGUGGAGAUUGUAGCUGAUAUUCCGCGCACACUUCACGCGACUGCGUAGCAAUACACCCUUUCGAUAAUUACGUCAUUUGGCCUGGGAGCCUCACUCUCAUGAAUCGUGAGCCAAUCUCCUUGCGUAAUUUACUAAUGAGAGCGAGGCUCCAAGACCACAAAGUAUGUGUGACGUAAUUAUCGAAAGGGUGUAUUCAAAGGGCCCGUGUACGAGGUUGUAUUUUCACUAUUUAAAGUAGUCGUAUUGUUAAUCGGUUGAUAUGGUCUUGAGUUUUGGAAGAAUUGCAUUCAGUCCAGGUAUAGCAUGCAGAAUGAUAAUUUGCCCAUCUUCUAUCACUAGGCCUUGUUGCACGUGGCAAUUUUUACUGCAACUUCAGUGCCAUGCAAUUUCUGAGCAUGGCCUACCAUAUAUUCUGCCGACAUUUUUAAUCCUAUCCCACACUUUAAGAGCAGCCUAGACCUAGGACCUAUUUAUAAGAAAGCUACACUAAACUUGAAUAUACUGCAAAACAAGUGCGCCCAGGUCUAGGCUGCCUUAAGAGUAUGUACAAGUAUAGUCUCGGCAGAGAAUGUAGACCAUGCUCACAUUUUUGUGUGACUACUUUUAGAUGACAUGGGCAUGGCUCUAAAAGAAAUUGGAUUGAAAGUUGCAGAAAAAAUUGCCGCGUGUAACAUGGCGCCUUGUUAGUUGACUAUAAACUCUUCAUUACGUGAAAACAUUUCACCAAAGUAUAGUUUUGCUCAGUGCCGUGGGGACUUUUAGAAAUCAAAGAGGCUUUUGAAAGCUUUUAAGAUAUAAGGUUAUAUUAAAUUAUCUAACUAAGUAUAACUUAUAUAUAUAUAAACAUUUGAAGUGUGGAGCAUCGGAUUUCAAGAAUAGCUCGUGUAUGUUACUUUUACCCUUGAGAAAUAAAUCUUAAUGAACCGUGUAAGAAGUGGUUUUGCUCGGC